Humulus lupulus (European hop) is the source of this 1441-nucleotide messenger RNA. RefSeq lists its product as uncharacterized. The transcript is spliced from 2 exons. Lineage: Eukaryota; Viridiplantae; Streptophyta; Magnoliopsida; Rosales; Cannabaceae. The record is from RefSeq and is a predicted model, not a curated record. Bases 247 to 930 code for a protein of 227 amino acids.
GUUACCGUUGAAAAUAAAUAAAUAAUUAAAUAAAGAUAUGAAUCGGACCGUUCGGAAAAUGUAGAAGAAGUAACCGUUACCAAUUCCAGUCUUUUCCUCAAAAAAAAAAGCUUACUUUAAAAACUCUCUUUCUCACUCUUCUCCUCACCAAAGCUAUCAAACAAAGCGCUCUCUCUCUCUCUCUCUCUCUUAAUCUUUCUCUACUUUCUCACUUCUCGACUCUCAUUCCUUCAUUUCCAUUCAUCAAUGGCCGAAACAAAGCACACCCACAUCGUAGAAAUCCCUGUAGACGAAGAGCAUCUACAAAAAUCAUCAUCCACAAACAUGGUCUCACUCUCAUCAGCCAUACAACACCACCCAUUAAUGGAAAUCUCAAACAGCCCUGGUCACCUCCUACUCCUCAAGCUCUGGCAAAGAGAAGAAGACCUCUACGGCCGUCGCAUGGCUCGUAAAGAAACCAGACUUGACUCCAUCAAAGGAGAGAUCUUCCAACUCUGCUGCUCCUUCCUCCUAUUCCAAGGCUUCUUCUUGACCCUUUUGUUCACUUCUUCCGUGCGUUCGGACCACGUGUUGGUCUGCAAGAAAUGGUGGAUUCCGAGCCUUGUUUCGGUUUCCACAUCGGCUGUGUUUGUGUUCCUUGUUCAGGUCAAGCUUUACAGGUUGUGGAAAGUGUGGAACCAGUUGCAGAGGGAGAGGAAUGAUAACAGAGCUGUGAGUAGGUGUAUUCAGGAGCUGAGAAUGAAAGGUUCAAGCUUUGAUCUUUCCAAAGAGCCAUUGAGUUGUGGUGGUGGAAAGAGAAUGAAGAGCUCUAGUGUUGAGAUUAAAUGGAAGCCAGUCACUUGGUGUUGUCAAUAUCUUGUUACUAUUUUGCUUGUUUGUUUUGCAGGUUUGGUCUUUCCUGCUUCCAAACUCAUUCUAUGCUACUUCUGAGCUUUUUUGCUAUAUAUAUAAUCGUAUCAGGAGUAUGGCUUCACUUCUCUUCUUCAUGUAAGUAUACACAUUGUACAUAUACAUAUACUAGUUUCUUUUCUUUUGGUUUAGUUUGGUUUGAGAUGGUUUCACUCGAUGCUUUGUGAUGGACUGGAUUAUCUUGGUCAUAGAGAGAAGGCUCUUCCUUGUUUGAAUUCUUCAGCAUCUUCUUCUUCAAGAGGGGAUGAAGCAUUUUGGUCCGAUGGUUAAAAAAAGCUCUCAUUUGAAGAAACAAAUGAAAAGGAAAGAAAAGGUCUUUGAAUUGUGAUGCUGACUCUGCCGAGAGACUUUUGAGGAGCUGUUAUUUCUUCCCACAAGACCAUUUUUAGGAACUGAGCAACACCACUUGUGUGUUCUCAGCCAAGUUUAUUACCCUCUAAUGUAUUAUUAUUAUUCUUUAUGAAAAACUAUAUCAUUCAUGCACCACAAUUUGGAAAAGCAUUCUUGAAAUCGAGGAAGCUGUAAUUUUGUA